Molecule: messenger RNA, 1427 nt
Organism: Strongylocentrotus purpuratus (purple sea urchin)
Lineage: Eukaryota; Metazoa; Echinodermata; Echinoidea; Camarodonta; Strongylocentrotidae
Product: G-protein coupled receptor moody-like
Exons: 1
Coding region: 39-1112 (357 amino acids)
Biological process (GO): G protein-coupled receptor signaling pathway
Cellular component (GO): membrane
Molecular function (GO): G protein-coupled receptor activity
Source: RefSeq, a predicted model, not a curated record
CAAGAAUCGUCAACUAGUCUACGGACCUCGCUGAAACCAUGAAUAUUUCCUCGACCUCGACCUACGAGGAUGAAAACUUCGGUGAGCGAGUCAGUAUGGCCGUGCUCCUCUGUAUAAUAUCCUUCCUGGGCAUCGUCGGUAACACGCUCACCAUCUUCUCCGUGAUCGCCUGCAGGAGGUUGCAGACAUUACCAAACGCCUUUGUCGUCAGCCUGAGCCUCAGCGACUUCCUCAAUUGCUCCAUCAAUAUCCCCGUCCAAGUGACAGCGCUGACGCAGAAAGUUGACGGAACGAUUUUCAAUUUCGUCUGCAUGUCAUCCGCCAUUUUGAAUUAUUUACUGAUCACGUGCAGUGUAUCCAUGCUGGAUUUGAUCGCCAUAAACCGGUAUAUAUUGGUCACCAAAUCGCAUCGGAUUUACACGUUUCUCUACAACAAAAGAAACAUGGUGGUGACGAUUGGUGGAGUCUGGUUCUCCUCCGCUGCAGUUCUAAUAGCUCUAGGACCUACGGGAGUUGUUCUUUAUGGUUACUCGAAUGAGUUGUCAUUGUGCCAACUUAAGGAAGAGAGUCGCGUCAUUGAUGUCAUCUGUGGAUUGCUCUUCUCGGGUUCGUUCAUCAUCGUUUCAUCCUGUUACAUCAAGAUAUACAUUCAUGUAAGAAAACAUUUGCGCCAAGUGGCCCACAUUAGACUCGGCCCAGGCCGGCCGACCCCGAGCACAUCGGCUCAGACAAAUUCAUCUGGGAAUAUCAGUAAUAUCAUACCCGUGGAUACGACUGGGAACCGGCUCGGUGAGACGGCUACUCCGAGACCUUAUGAAAAAGAGGACAGUCCUGUGGAUGAGACGGAGAAUCGGAUAACUAUGAAUAUGAUCAUCAUCGUGGUUUGUUUCUUUCUGUGCAUCUUGCCUACGUUGGUGAUAGUCCUGCUACCUGGUACACAGAAUGCAGGGCUCUUUACGGUGGUCUUCCUCUACUCGGCAUCGUGUUGCAAUCCUAUCAUCUACGCUUGGAAGCAUCCCGUCUUCAGGAAGGUCUUCAAGUGCAUCUUUAAGAGGAGGUGGGCUGAAAUUGAGGAGCCGUCGCCAUGGUUACGGGCUAUGUUACCGAGAUGAUUGGGUCUGGGAUCAAUCUCCCUUGUUAUGACAAACUUCUUAAUAUUCUACUUCAAAAUUGUUAUAGAAUGAAAAAACAUGAUAAAAGAAUGGACAAUAUCUGGGUGUGAUUCGCAAUGUCAGAUGAAACUGAUUAAAAUGUGUCUGAGUACCCCGGAUAUAAAAUAAUAAUCGAAUCGCUGUUAUUUCAUGGCACUUUUUCUUGUUUAUCAACAUUUUCGGAGAUCCGUUGAAAAGCUAAUCUAAAGCUUGCUGUUCAGGAAAUAUUUCAGUAGGAGAUUCAAAUUGGGCAAAGGUGGAACAAUUUCAUUGAUG